Messenger RNA from Ananas comosus (pineapple), 3407 nucleotides. Its product is annotated as dual specificity protein phosphatase PHS1-like. The transcript has 9 exons. Lineage: Eukaryota; Viridiplantae; Streptophyta; Magnoliopsida; Poales; Bromeliaceae. The record is from RefSeq and is a predicted model, not a curated record. The coding region runs from base 359 to 2965 and encodes 868 amino acids. Gene Ontology annotation, molecular function: protein tyrosine/serine/threonine phosphatase activity. Gene Ontology annotation, biological process: cortical microtubule organization; response to abscisic acid; protein dephosphorylation.
GCUCCUCUCUCUCUCUCUCUCUCUCUCUCUCUCUCUCUGUAACCCAAAAAAUACUCCUUUUUCCUAAAAUUUCUCAACAAAGAGAAAUCCACAUCCCCAUUUCUCCAUUUAUCCCCAAAUCCAAAGCAAAGUUUCCUCUUUUAUUGUGAGAAAUCGAGGAAGAGGAGGAAUUUCCCUAAAUUUGCAUCCAUUUGGGUUGAAAUUUGUUUGUAAAAUUGGGGAUUAAUCGAGGGCGAAUUCGUCGUUGUUGGGAACAGGGCAUGGAUUUGAGGAAUGGGAUGCAUUGGCGCAGAGGCGUAAUGCGAACUCUCGCGGGGCGGGGAAUCUGAAUUGAUUGAGCAAGGUUGAGAAUUUGGCAAUGGAGUUUGCACCCUCUCCUUCAUCUCCUCAAUUUAGUGCAGGAGAAUGCAAUUCAGAAGAAGAUGAUGCUAAUGUAGGUAGUUCACAUUCCUCUGAGCAAGUGCCUGAACUAAGCUUGUGGGAGAGACUUGGAAAAGCAGCCAUGUUGGACAUUGAAUCAAAUGACUUCUCGUGGAGUUCUCUCUCUUCUCUUUACCAUACAAAACACACUAGCAGUACCGAACCUUCGGAGGAUGAACUUAAUAAAGCUCUAGAGGUGACUGUAAAUUCUGGAGGAGUUGUUUUUAUUGCACUAUUCAACACUUCAGAAGAUUCUGACACUUCUCCAAAGGAAGCAGCUGCAGUUCUCAAAUUUGCAUCUUCAAGGAUGGCCACACAGUCGGAGCGCCUGGGUUAUGAAUUUGCGAAAUGGCUUGGAGUGAGAACACCUCAAGCUAGAGUGAUCCACAAUGCCUCCUCUGAAUGGCAACAAAUAAAGGAUGCCACUGAAAAGGCUCGGUGUAUGGCAGUUUCUAAUGGCGACGAAGUCAGUGAAACGACUUGUUCCGAGUUGUUGGAUGCUCUCGAAUUAAGCCGUUGCCUUUUUCUAAUGAAUUAUAUACAUGGCUCACCGCUGCUAGAGAACUCAACCCCAUUUGAUUCUCGAGAGGCUGCUGAGAAAACAGCAGAAGCCCUUGGAAAGGUUUUAAUGUUAGAUCUUAUUCUUAGAAAUGAAGAUAGACUUCGCUGUCGUUGGCUUGGAUGGCGUGGUAAUUAUGGUAAUUUAUUAGUAACAGACGAGGAGGCCUCCGCAAAUAUGGAUUUACUGGAUGAAGUUUUUUAUGAUUCUACUGUGAGAAGAUACAUGCCAGAAGUUAUAAGGAGCCAUCAGAAAGAAAGAAGAGCAAUAUCAGUUAAUGGCAGGCUAAGUUCAGAUAAUCUUAAGCUUACUAGCGAAGUUUCUGAUAGCUCCACUGAGCUUAAUAAUAGACCGAAAAUGAUUAAACAAGUCAUAAAUGACAUAAAAAGUUGUGAUUUCUAUAUUGUUGCGAUCGACUCUGGGGUACCAAGAAGACCCCCGGUGGGGAAACGUGCGAGAGACCAAGAAAAUUAUCCAAAAUUGGUAGAGCUCACAUUGAAUAAUUGGGAGUAUUCUUCGAACCUUUUGUAUGAAUUAUCUUUUGGAAAACUAGGGUUUCCCGGACCCGACGAAGCCACACUAUCAUCUCCGGAUUGUAGUUGUUCUUUAAUUGAUUCUGAUAUGAUAGCAGUGGUCGGUGCAUUUAGGGGAGGAUUUAAAGGGGCUCUAAGGGACCUUCAGGGAUUCCAUAUUUUUCUUCUCACACUUUACCAGAAGUUAGAUGGGCUUUUACGGUGUUUAUUGCCGCUUAUUAGUAAAUUUGGUGAAUCAGACAAGGAUGAUUCUGGUGCUUCUGAUUCUCCUUCAUUUUCUGCUGGUUGUAGUAGCACUAAUUCUCCCUUUCCUGCGUGCAAGGGAAAUGGUGGGAGUGAAAUUAAUGUAGAAUCAAGUGAUAAUGAGAUUCAGAAACUUGUGCGGAGGCAGUCACAUGGAGGAUCUCGCGAAAGUUUUGAUCUAGCUUCUUCUUUCUCUCGAGAGAGUUGGAAUGUAAGGUAUUUCAGAGGAAAUGGGGAUCAGAAUAGGAGUUUGCGAUUGACGAUGAAGCUUCGUGAUUUUAACAAAUUUGCCAAGGUAGAUGCUGAAUUGAACAAGGAGUUGGAACAAUGGAACGAAAUGCUAAGAACGGAUGUCAUAAAACUGUGCCAGGAGAACAACUUUAAUACGGGCUUCUUUGAGGGGAGUGAUAGUAACAUUGCCAUUGAUGCCUAUGAAUUAAAGGUCCGACUUGAACACAUUCUAGAGAGGAUAUCUAUGAUUUCCGAUGCAGCAAGCACUGAACGGCCAUCUCAAAUCACCGACAAUUUAUACAUUGGUGGAGCUUUGGCUGCGAGAUCAAUGUAUACUCUUCAGCAUCUUGGCAUCACGCAUAUAUUGUGCUUAUGUUCGAAUGAAAUUGGGCAAGCAGAUUCCCAAUAUCCUUAUCUUUUUGACUACAGGAACUUCUCGAUACGGGAUACUGAUGAUGAAGAUAUCAGUGAUCUCUUUCAAGAAACUUCCGAUUUCAUCGAUUAUGUAGAGUACCUCGGUGGUAAAGUACUGGUACAUUGCUUUGAGGGAAGGAGCAGAAGCGCGACUGUGGUACUCGCUUACUUGAUACUAAGAAAAAAUCUCACUCUCCUUGAAGCAUGGAACAUGCUAAGGAAAGUACACCGUCGUGCACAACCUAAUGAUGGCUUCGCGAGAAUCCUCCUUGAUCUCGACAAGAGGCUACAUGGAAAAAUCUCAAUGGAGUGGCAGCAUAGAAGGCCGACGAUGAAGGUAUGCCCUAUAUGUGGAAAAAAUGCGGGUCUUAGCAGCAGUUCGCUUAAGCUCCACCUUCAAAAGUCCCAUAAAAAGAUUUCCUCGGGUAGUGUUGAUAGUGCAAUGACACUGGAGAUACAGAAGGCUAUCGAAGCACUUAAGAUAAGCCGAAGUGGUAGUGUCAGUCCAACCCAGAAGCAGUUGCAGUCGCAGUCGCAGUCGUUUAUUGAAAAUCUUGCAAGCUGAAUAUGACAUAUCGGUGAACGAGAUUAUUGCAAGUAAUGGUAUUGUUUUCUUGGUAAUUUGCAUUAAUUGGAGAGAUUGAGCAUUACUAUACCACAAUUUGAUUACGUGUUUUGGUGACGAGUUUACAUUCUUUUUCCUCCGUAAAAUAUGAUUCAAACUGGAAAUCUUUUUCCCUGGUUUAGAUAUGCGUACCAACUAAGAUCAGUUGGUGAUGAUUAUCUCAAUUUUGUUUAAACCUUUCUUGUAAUCAAUUUUGCCCUCAAGAAAUGGUUAUUUUUAAUUUCUUUCCCCCUUGAUGGAGUAUGUAAAUUUAAUGCAAUUGAGGCAAUGGAUUGCCCAUACUAUGCAUGCAAAAAAUAGCCUAUAAAUUAAUUGCAACAGCCUUGUAAUAUUAAUUUGUUAUAUAGAGACUUAUAAUAUGUGUGAAAACUUUUUUGAGUGA